AUGGCUAGAGGUCGAGGUCGCGGAAGCACAGGGCGCGGAGGUAAGUCUGCAGUUAGGAGUAAUAAUGAUGUUACUGCAAACGUACUUACUGUUCCCACUUCUACUAUUGUUACUUCUCAAGCUGAUGUCAUAGGUGGUCAAAAUAAUACAAAUCAAGUUCAACCAUUGAUUCCUCAAAUUAGAUCAACGGUUCAAACUUCUGGUGAUGGUAGCAACUAUAUAACUCCUGAAUCAUCUCCGAAUGCUCUAAAUCAGAUCAACAGAACAAGAGAAGAUAUGACUCGAGGAAGAGGUACAGGUCGAGGAAGCAUAGGACGUGUGGGCAAGUCAGCAGCUAGGACUAAUAUGCCUGUUCAUACUACAAAUAUGCCUACUAUUCCCACUCCUACAGUUGCGCCACAAACAGCUGGUGGCGUAGGUGCUCCAACUUCUAAUCAUGGUAGUAUGUCUCCUACUACUCCAAAUCAGACCAACCCAACAAUUGUAGUUACGUCUUCACAAACCAACCAAGUAGGUGAGGACAUAUCUCGUAGCAACACAAAUGGAGAAAGUAAUUCCAGUCGGAGCCAUGUGCGGACCCUUGUUACUAUAACUUCUACAAGAUUGCAACUUUCUAAAGUAUGCUCCAAUAGGAUACACGAGUCUUUUAAAAGUGAACUUGAUCACAAUGGAGUCAAUUGGAAAGGUGUCUCAUGUGACAUAAAAGAUGGCUAUUUUGGGGAAUCCAAGAAACACUUCUAUUGGGAUUCUUCCGUUACUGAUGUUGCAGUAAAGAAACACUGGCAGAAUCCAAAGUGUGUUGAAAAGUCCAAAAUAAAUGCACAGAAUCGUCAUGGAGGCAAAGAAGUGGCUGCUGGAACUCCCACGGGAGGACCUAUCUCAAUUGGAGAGUACCGAAAGAGACUUGCUACUGAAAUGGGUCGAGAUCCGACACCAAGUGAGUUAUAUUUGCAUGUUCACACACAUGGUCAUGAUGGAAAAUAUUUCAUUGAUGAACGUUCCCGAAUCGUCUAUGAAAGAUUUGAAGAAAUAUUACGAGAAAAAACAUUAUCAGAAUCUGUUAUUAAUCAAAUUGAAGCAUAUUACCAAGCUGCCGGAGGAGAAAAAAAGCGAAGAGUAUUUGGUUUUGGAUCUAAAGCCAAAGGCUACUACGACCAAACUCUGUGUAUUUCUUGUGGAAAUACUUCAUCUCCAGCUUCACAUGAAUCGGUACCAGCUGAAGAUUCGGAUUUGGAUGAGUUUGUGAAGCGAUUGAUUCCCGCACUUAAAAUUCAAUUUUUUUCCUAUUGUCAUUGA
Capsicum annuum is the source of this 1296-nucleotide messenger RNA. RefSeq lists its product as uncharacterized. Bases 1 to 1296 code for a protein of 431 amino acids. The record is from RefSeq and is a predicted model, not a curated record. The transcript has 7 exons. NCBI's taxonomy places the organism in Eukaryota, Viridiplantae, Streptophyta, Magnoliopsida, Solanales, Solanaceae.